Molecule: messenger RNA, 1497 nt
Organism: Symbiodinium natans
Lineage: Eukaryota; Dinophyceae; Suessiales; Symbiodiniaceae
Source: the annotation of a GenBank genome assembly
AUGCCUAUGCCCGUAGUGUGUUCGGUAUCUCGCCCCUCUCGCUUCUUGCGCAUUCGUUUCGCCCUCGUCUUCUUCUACAACCUACCGCAACUCAUGGCAGGCAACCUCAUGGAUGAAGGCAUUGCAAAGGUGUCGGAUCGGAACUACCAGGUGCGAGUUCUACCCGGGCCGAACGUCUUCACGUGUGACUCCAUCGACCAGGUUUCAGUUCCGGACCUUCUGCAGGGCGUCUGCAGGCCAUUAGACGUCAAAGUCGUCAAGUCAGCCUCUAUCAUCUUUGAUGUUCACCUUGGGAUCUUUGAGUGCGUCAGUGCAAAUGUCAUUGGACAACAUGUUGCCAAAGGAAAUCUAGCGGAACUACCUCCACCGCUCGCCUUUGCCAAUAUCCCGCCCGAAACAAGCAAGGUCGACAUCAUCAUUCACAACACAGGCGCCCUACAGAAAUCCACGUCAACUACAUGGUCGGUCGAGAACGACGAUCUGGCGGAUGGCAUACGGUUCAUCAACACCUUUGCUCCUGAAUGUGAUGCUCUUAACGAGCAAACAUUUUGGAUUCUCGCAAAUAUCAAACCCGACUCGGGUACGCCAGUGGCCGGAUGGCCCGAGGUCAAAGUCAGGGCUAUGUGCCAAAACAAAUCCAGAGGCAUCUCAGGGGCCGCGUCCCACAACGAGUUCCCGCUCAACACUUCCAGCCUGAACUCCGUCCUCGUGGAGACUAUCUUGCCAUUGGUGUACCCUCCUGAGCACAGCGUCGGGAAAACCCCAGCCAUCAUCACAAUGGCCAUGGCCAUUGGCCGCUAUCACAUCCGCCGUCUCGACCUGCAGGGCGUCAAGCCGGGUUGGAGACGGGCGAAGUCUUUGGACAAUUUCAGGCAGCGGUCGCCUCAGAUCCAGGAGGGACUCUUCCUGGACGACCCCUCAGCCCGUCGUCUGGAUAUCGCUGACCUCAAAGCCUUUGUCACGACGGAUGAGGACGGCACUGUGAGUGGCCGUUACAAUGAUGCCCGUCUGACACGCAAUCAAUUCCGGGCCCUAACAUCCAACGACACAGGUGAGGAACCGGUGGGAGUCGGAGCUCAGGACACGACUCUUGAUCCCGACCUUUUCUUCAAGCUCAUCACUCCCCUAUUUGUUGAGCGUGAGCAGGCCAUGAUUGAUGCCCGUGUGGAGUACAUGGGCCACUUCGCUAGUGUGAAGAACUUUGUCGAUGAUUCCAACGACGCACUCCAGUCCUGGCUUCGCCCUGUUCGUGUUCUACCACCCUCGCCGGAUUCGCCUGAGCAGCCUCAGCAACCAAAUGAUCUUCAUUUGUCAAGGCACAUCGGUACAGGACCCAGAGCAAAUCGAGUAGAUCGCGGCUCCUUCGUCAUGCCAGAGGCAAAGUUCCGCCGCGUCCGCGGAAAGUCCAAUCUCGCAUCGUCAUCUUCGCUGGCGCCCCCCCGUCCACAUGAGGAGGACCCCGAUGAGGAAGCAGCCCGUGCCAUGCACGAGGAGUGA